This is a messenger RNA of Brassica napus (rape), 933 nucleotides long. RefSeq lists its product as uncharacterized. Lineage: Eukaryota; Viridiplantae; Streptophyta; Magnoliopsida; Brassicales; Brassicaceae. The record is from RefSeq and is a predicted model, not a curated record. Gene Ontology annotation, biological process: DNA integration. The coding region runs from base 1 to 933 and encodes 310 amino acids. Gene Ontology annotation, molecular function: nucleic acid binding. The transcript is spliced from 2 exons.
AUGGAAAAGAAGUUCAUUCUGGAAGUAGAAGUCUUUGAUUGCUGGGGGAUAGAUUUCAUGGGUCCUUUCCCAUCCUCAUACGGAAACAAGUAUAUACUAGUCGUUGUAGACUACAUAUCCAAAUGGAUUGAAGCAAUAGCUUCCCCAACCAAUGACGCAUCCGUCGUUAUUAAGCUUUUCAAGAGCAUAAUAUUUCCACGGUUUGGAAUUCCUAGAAUAGUCAUUAGUGACGGUGGAACCCAUUUCAUCAAUAAGGUCUUUGAUGGAUUGCUUAAAAAGAACGGUGUUCAGCAUAUAGUAGCUACUCCCUACCACCCACAAACCAGUGGACAGGUAGAAGUCUCUAAUCGCCAAAUCAAAGAAAUUCUAGAGAAAACUGUAGGAAUUUCUAGAAGGGAUUGGUCUAGGAAACUAGAUAAUGCACUUUGGACCUACAUGACCGCCUAUAAGACACCGUUGGGAACAACACCAAUCCACCUCCUUUAUGGCAAAUCCUGUCAUUUACCGGUCGAACUGGAGCAUAAAGCAGCUUGGGCCACUAAACUUCUGAAUUUUGAUAUAAAGCCUGCUGCUGAAAGGAGACUCAUCCAGCUUAACGAGCUUGAUGAAAUCAGACAUUUAGCCUAUGAAAAUUCGAAACUAUAUAAAGAAAUGACUAAAGCGUACCACGAUAAGAAGAUCUUAUCCCGACACUUUGAACCGGAUGAUCAAAUGAGCUCAGACGCAGCCGCAGAGAGACGUGAGAGGAGGACAAAGAGGAGAUUCGACAAAGCUAGCACCUCCGUACAACACCGCGACCCUUGGCCUCGUGACGACAAAACACCCAUCGACACCGUCGAGGAGUUCGCUGACCCGAAGAAAGCGGUCAACAGCAAGGAGUGUAUCAACGGCGUGCUCAAAGACAAAUGGGACGACUACGACAGCUUGUUCUAA